AUGGAUGAGAUCGCCCCCGAAUAUGAUGUGGUUGUUCUCGGCACUGGCCUGACGGAGUGCGUACUUUCAGGUGUUCUGAGUGUCAAGGGCAACAAGGUUCUUCACAUCGAUCGCAAUGACCACUACGGAGGAGAGGCUGCUUCCGUGAACAUCGAAACACUCUUUAAGAAAUACGGCAACGUUCGCCCCGGCGAAGAGCCCUGGAAGAAGUAUGGACGGGCCAACGACUGGAACGUCGACUUGGUCCCCAAGCUGCUCAUGGCGAACGGCGAGUUGACGAAUAUUCUGGUUUCCACCGAUGUCACACGUUACCUUGAGUUCAAGCAGAUUGCCGGCAGCUACGUGCAACAAGGAAAGAGUCCCAAGGCCACCGUGGCCAAGGUCCCCUCCGAUGCCAACGAAGCACUUCGCUCGUCUCUCAUGGGCAUGUGGGAAAAGCGGAGAGCUAAGAAGUUCCUGGAAUGGGUUGGUGAAUUCAAGGAAGAUAAUCCUAGCACUCACAACGGCUUGAACAUUGCUCAGUGCACCAUGAAAGAAGUCUAUGACAAAUUCAGCUUGGAGGAUAACACCCGUGAUUUCAUUGGUCACUCAAUGGCUUUGUAUCAGUCCGACGAGUACAUUAAUAAGAGUGGAAUGGCCUUGGAUGCUAUUAACCGCAUUCGCCUGUACGUCAACUCUAUGGCCCGCUACGGUAAAUCGCCCUACAUCUACCCGCUCUACGGUCUGGGUGAGCUUCCUCAGGGCUUUGCUCGUCUGUCCGCUAUCUAUGGAGGUACCUACAUGCUUAACACCGACAUCGAUGAGGUCCUCUAUGAGAACGGCAAGGUUUCCGGAAUCAAGGCAACCAUGAAGGAUAGGGAUGACAAUGGCGAGACCAUGAAGUUCACCACCAAGACUAAAAAGAUCCUGGCCGACCCAUCUUACUUCCCCGGCAAGGUCAGGGUCACAGGGUAUUUGCUGAAGGCGAUCUGUAUCCUGAAGCACCCCAUCGAUAAGACCGACGGCAGCGACUCGCUGCAGCUGAUCAUUCCCCAAUCGCAGGUUGGAAGGAAGCACGAUAUCUAUAUCGCCAUGGUUUCGUCGGCGCACAACGUUUGCCCCAAGGGCUACUAUAUUGCUAUCGUCUCGACCAUUGCCGAGAGUGAUGCCAAUCACCACCUUGAGUUAGAGCCUGGCUUUGAGCGCCUGGGUGAAAUCGAGGAGAAGUUCUUCGGCUCCCCCAUCCCGCUUUACGAGCCUCUGGAUAGCGGCGAGAGUGAGAAUAUCUUCAUCUCCAAGAGCUACGAUGCCACGUCUCACUUUGAAAGCACAACAGCCGAUGUUCGUGACAUCUAUCGCCGCGCAACAGGUGAGGAACUCGUCGUUGAAGGCCUCCGGGAGGAUCAGCAACUUGCCCAGGAGUAA
Molecule: messenger RNA, 1404 nt
Organism: Aspergillus alliaceus
Lineage: Eukaryota; Fungi; Ascomycota; Eurotiomycetes; Eurotiales; Aspergillaceae
Product: secretory pathway gdp dissociation inhibitor
Exons: 8
Coding region: 1-1404 (467 amino acids)
Biological process (GO): small GTPase-mediated signal transduction; protein transport; vesicle-mediated transport
Cellular component (GO): cytoplasm
Molecular function (GO): Rab GDP-dissociation inhibitor activity
Source: RefSeq, a predicted model, not a curated record